Messenger RNA from Neogale vison (American mink), 2706 nucleotides. It is a transcript of the gene MINPP1, whose product is annotated as multiple inositol-polyphosphate phosphatase 1. The transcript is spliced from 5 exons. The coding region runs from base 236 to 1699 and encodes 487 amino acids. Gene Ontology annotation, molecular function: acid phosphatase activity; inositol phosphate phosphatase activity. The record is from RefSeq and is a predicted model, not a curated record. Lineage: Eukaryota; Metazoa; Chordata; Mammalia; Carnivora; Mustelidae.
GCCGAAGGUCUCCGAAGCUCCCCGGCGUUUUGCGCCAGUGCCACCGGAGCCGCAGGCAGGAGUCCCCGCGCGCCCCAGCGUUCCCCGUACGAACACCCGCAACUUGCCGCGCCGCGCAGCGAAUCCUGGGGGCCCAGACCCAGCCGGAAGCACAGUCCGGGCCCUCCCCCUGCCCGCCGGAACCGGAAAUCGCUGUCCCGGCGGGUACGUCGCCCUCCGCGGGCCGCGCCGCACCAUGCUCCGCGGGCCGCAGCGCUUCAUCAAGGUCUCGGUGGCGCCGGUCGCUGCCCUGGCUGUGGCGCUGCUCUCGUCACUCUCGCGCUGCUCCCUCCUGGAGCCGGGGGACCCCGCGGUUUCGGCGCUCAGCCCCUACUUCGGUACCAAGACCCGCUACGAGGAUGCCAACCCCGGGCUGCUGCCGGACCCCGAGGCGCCGCGGAGGGACCCCGAGCUGCUGGAGGACACCUGCACCCCCGUGCAGCUGGUGGCCCUCAUCCGCCACGGCACCCGCUACCCUACGGCCAAGCAGAUCCGCAAGCUGCGGCAGUUGCACGGGUUGCUGCAGGCCCGCGGGCCGGGCGACGGACGCGCUGGCUCCGCGGGCGGCCGCGACCUGGGCGCCGCGCUGGCCGACUGGCCGCUGUGGUACGCGGACUGGAUGGACGGGCAGCUGGUGGAGAAGGGGCGGCAGGACAUGCGACAGCUGGCGCUGCGCCUAGCCUCCCUCUUCCCGGCUCUCUUUAGCCUCGAGAACUACGGCCGCCUGCAGCUGGUCACCAGCUCCAAGCACCGCUGCGUGGACAGCGGCGCCGCCUUCCUGCAGGGGCUGUGGCAGCACUACCACCCCGGCCUGCCGCCGCCCGACGUCGCAGACAUGGAGUGUGGACCUCCAAGAAUUAAUGAUAAAUUAAUGAGAUUCUUUGAUCAUUGUGAGAAGUUUUUAACUGAAGUGGAAAAGAAUGCUACAGCUCUUUAUCAUGUAGAAGCCUUCAAAACUGGACCAGAAAUGCAGAACAUUUUAAAAAAGGUUGCAGCUACUUUGCAGGUGCCAGUCAGCAAUUUAAAUGCAGAUUUAAUUCAGGUAGCUUUUUUUACCUGUUCAUUUGACCUGGCAAUUAAAGGUGUUAAAUCUCCUUGGUGUGAUGUUUUUGACAUAGAUGACGCAAAGGUAUUAGAAUAUUUAAAUGAUCUGAAGCAAUAUUGGAAAAGAGGAUAUGGGUAUACUAUUAAUAGUCGAUCCAGCUGCACCCUGUUUCAGGAUAUCUUCCAGCACUUGGACAAAGCAAUUGAACAGAAACAAAGGUCUCAGCCAAUUACCUCUCCAGUCAUCCUUCAGUUUGGUCAUGCAGAGACCCUUCUGCCACUACUCUCUCUGAUGGGCUACUUCAAAGACAAGGAGCCCCUAACAGCUUACAAUUACAAGGAACAGUUGCAUCGCAAAUUCCGGAGUGGCCAUAUUGUGCCCUAUGCCUCAAACCUAAUAUUCGUGCUUUACCACUGUAAAAAUGCUAAGACUCCUAAGGAGGAAUUCCGAGUGCAGAUGCUGUUGAAUGAGAAGGUAUUACCGUUGGCUUACUCACAGGAAACUGCCUCCUUGUACGAGGAUCUGAAGGACCACUACAAGGACAUCCUUCAGAGCUGCCAUGCCAGUGAAGAGUGUGAAUUACCAAAGGUGAACAACACGUCUGACGAGCUAUGAGUACCUGGAGAACAGUUCUCAUUCAUCGGGGACUGAUCCAGAGGGAGUGAUUACAUGCUUGGAAUAGGUGGGCAACCCACGGUUACAGAAAGCUUUCACAGUACUUCAGUAUUUCUGUCUUUUCACAGAAAAAUGUUGAGUUUCUUUUUGACUCUGGAACAUGGAUGUGUAAGAAACUAUUCUUCACUGGAGCAGCUCUCUUAGGAGAAAAAAAUUGACUCAAAGAACUAGCUGGCCCUGCAAACAUUUAUGGAAAUUAGAUCCUGCCUGUUUAUAUGAGAUAUCUCACACUGAGAUGGAGUAUGAUUUCAAAGUGAUACUUGAAAGUGCUGGACUCACAACGUAUGUCAUUUGGAUGAUCUCUUACUCGACCGAGUGCAGGAACUUUCCAGUUGUGAUGCCUUCUCUGUCUCUCCCUCAGGUAGCUCAGCUCUGGCAUCGUCGGUCUUCAGCAGACGUAGUGUGGUGCUGGGACUGUCGCUUUGGAAGAAAGCUGACACCUCUCUAGUUAAGAUUUGAAACGAUAUUAAGAAACAAGAGUGUGAUUUUCAAAGGACAGCUUCACUUGAAGACAAAAAGCAUAAUAAAAUAGAUAUUUUUGAUAAUAGUAUUUAUAAAGUAUUUGAACACUUUUUCAAUAAUUCCUUUUAGCCUCGUAGUAAGUCUUACAAGGCCUUUCUUUAGUAUCUUACCUGUUUUACAUUUAUAACAAUGGAGGACAAAGAGGACCAUUAGCAACAAGAAAGACGGAUAGAAUCAGAGUUUCUUAAAUCCAUUGCUUCACAGUUUUUUUCAUUCUGUCACUUUGCUUCUAUUUUUAUAUUUUGCUGUUAUGUGAAGUGUAUCUUGCUUAUCACUUUUCCAUUAUUUUUUCCCCCUAAAUAAAGACUUUAUCCUGGCUGGAUUAGUUUCACAAAUCUGAAUGCAUUUCAACGAGAUACUUCUGAGUUUUGUCAAAUGCCGUGAAGGUGUUUGCUAUAAAAAUAAACAGAAUUCUUGUGACUUUA